CGACGCUGCUUCUUAUCUGUCCUCUUUUACCGUAGAUAUGGCUUCCAAAGAGCUUUACAACGUCUUCAGUGAGAACUUUUUAACGUGUCAUAUCUGUCUGGAAGAAUAUAAAGACCCGAGAGUGCUCCCUUGUUACCACACGUUCUGCCUGGAAUGCAUUGCUGACCAUGCUGCCAAGAAUGGUGUCCAGAACAAGUUCUCCUGUCCCGUAUGUCGCAACGAGGCCCCUGUACCACCAGGUGGGUUAGAAACUCUCGUGAAAAACUUCUGUUUAAGAAAAAUAACAGACUUCAUAAAAGACCAGAAAGCGCCCGAGGGUAGACUUUGUGAGUACUGUAAGCAUAAAGAGGCCACUUUGCUGUGCCAAGGUUGUCCCAAAACCAACCAACUGUGUGCUACAUGUCGUGAAUUGCAUGACAGCAUCCCAGCAUUGACUGGACAUCACUUUAUAGCUCUGUCACAAGUCGACUUCUCAGUUAACUCAGCUAGCAUGCGGGAACAAUUACGUCGAGUAUUGGAUAAAGCUCAAUUCUGCGAUAAACACGACGGAGAACUGCUGACAUUUUAUUGUAAAGAGGAUGACACCGUGGCAUGUAGAGAUUGUAUUUUGGAAACUCACAGUAAGCACGACUUUGAAAAAUUAGGGGAUCUAGUGAGGGAUCAACGGGAGCAAAUACGAGAAAAGCUUAAAUGUCUCCCAACCGAGAAAUUGUCUCGAUUUGAGAAGGCAGAAAAGGUCACUGUACAAACGGAAGAGAGGCUAGAAGAAAAUCAGUCGAAGGUUCUUCGUUUGGUGGAUUCUCAAAAAUUGGCAAUGGCAAAGGAGAUUAAUGAAAACAGUAAAAUUCUUGAAAGAGAACUCGAAGAUAAUUACCAAGAAAUAGAAAAGAACGUACGUGAACAAACUACCACGUAUUUGACUAAUGUAAAACAGCAUUUUGAAAGAUAUCGAAAGAAGAUGCAGUCCAAUUACUCCGAAAUGAAACGAUUUGUUGAUGGUAGGAGCAACGAACUAUCGACCGAAGUUAAGGCAUUCACCUCCACGCAGGUGAAGGCUUUAAUGGCUGAAAAAGACAAGCAAGAAAUGAACAAGAUUUCCAUUCAGAGCAUUCGCGAUUUCGCCCAGCAGCUCACAGACACCGGUUCCGACAUCGAGGUCAUGACCCACUCUAAAAAACUCCAAACUAGAAUUCAGGAGUUACAUACAGUAGAACCUGCCGUAGAUACUAAGAUCACCAACAUAACAUUUACACCAGGAAAAACAGAAAUGGACCUUGUGCUUCAGUUUCCUAAAAUUCCUGAACCACUGCCACUGACCAUCAAAACAGUGUCCAUCAAGGCCAAAACAUACAGUGGUCCUUUGGAUGCAUAUUUUGGAAGUUUGAAAAAAGAGAGAGUGCACCUUCGCCAGCUGAUGGAAGCCAAGUGGGUGGGGACGCCAGAGCGGGUUACUUGUUUUAAAGUAAAGGAUUGGCCGUGGGAUGUCCAGUGGACAGAUGACAGGUGUGUUUUAGUUGUGCGUGGUAUUACAGUGUCUGUAUUCUCCAGCACAGGUCAAUGUAAUCGUGAGAUCAGUAUAGAGGGAAGGGCAAGGCGUAUCACUACAGUUAGUAACGAUAGAUUCGUAGUCACAUGUGAAGAUAAAUGCUGUAGACUGUACUCAACAUUAGGUCAGGUUAUACGGUGUUUUGGUCAGGGUGAUAUGUCUGACCCCUGGGGUGUCACGGUGGACCGUACAGAGGGCAAGGUGUACGUGUGUGAUAGUGAUACUCGGUGCAUCUGUGUGUACAGUAUGGAAUCUUUUCAACUUGUGAACAAAAUCGGUAUCCCAAUGUGCAGUGAUGGUUCACAGCGCUGUGCAUACCACCACGGCAUCAAUGCAAUCAUAGUCAGCGACUACAGUGCCCACUGUGUGUAUGCAGUGACACCCCAGGGUGAUGUCUUAUUCCAAUACGGAACACGAUGUCAGAGUGGAAAUGAAGAUGGACAACUAGAUUAUCCACGAGGAGUGUGCGUAGAUAAUAUUGGGCACAUAUUCAUAGCUGACAGCCGAAAUGACAGGGUGAUUGUCCUUGGUUCAGACGGGAAAUUCCUACGUUACGUUUUGACUAGGAAUAACGGUCUUAGAUCUCCUUUGUCAGUCGAUGUCAGCAGUAACGGGGAGCUUGUCGUUGGAACUGACGGAUGUGAAAUAUCCACGUAUAAGUAUGCAGAUUAGAAAUGAACUAUGAUUUGACACUGUGAUGAUGUUUGAAUUGUGAUGCUAAUCACUGUGAAAAGUGUAAUGAACACACUACAAACGUGUCUUAGAUUUAUCCAGCACUAUGUUUGUUUAAUAUAUAAACAGGAAGAAUGCGGCAGUUCUAAAUGAAUAACAAGGCCAGAAAUGCGCAGCAUACGCGAUACGCGAGGGCGCUACAGUAGGGCUUCACGUGACUCAACAGCCAAUCAUAGCACAACAAUGGCAUCUCACACAGACUCUGUGAUAAGUGCUCGAGAAGCCAAAGUUGACUACCAAAAGCUGGCAAAUCCCACCUAUUUAUUCCCUGCAAUCAGAUUACACACAAAAAAAGACCCAGGUGACAAAUUACAUUCCAAGAAUGCAUUCUAGAUCCCCUACCUAUGUUAACUAUCUUAAUUCUAGCGGUUAUCAUAGCUAGGGCAGGUAACUACCUGGCCGGGCUGGCAACUUUUCAGAGUUACCUGCCCUGUGGUCUGGCUAGUAAUUUCCUUGAAUUUCAUACA
Lingula anatina is the source of this 2745-nucleotide messenger RNA. RefSeq lists its product as uncharacterized. The record is from RefSeq and is a predicted model, not a curated record. Gene Ontology annotation, molecular function: zinc ion binding; protein binding. NCBI's taxonomy places the organism in Eukaryota, Metazoa, Brachiopoda, Lingulata, Lingulida, Lingulidae.